GCGAACAAAAGUUAGAUAGAGAGAGAGCGAGCAAUCUCAGAAAGGAGAACAUGAACAACAUUCUCCGGCGACAUGUUCUCCUUUUAACGGUGGCCACCGUGUUAUUCUCAACCGUUCCGGUUUCAAACUCUAUUCCAUUUAUAUUGUUCCACGGAAUUGGAGAUAAAUGCUCUGGUGGAGUUGGUAACUUCACGCAACUACUAAGCAACCUCUCCGGCUCUCCUGGCUCUUGCAUGGAAAUAGGAAACGGAGAAGCAGCCUCAUGGUUGAUGCCACUAAUGCACCAGGCGAGUGUAGCUUGUGAGAAAGUGAAGAUGAUGAAAGAGCUGAGUCAAGGUUACAACAUUGUUGCACAGUCUCAAGGAAACUUAGUAGCUAGAGGUUUAAUCGAGUUCUGCGACGAUGCUCCUCCUGUCAUCAACUAUGUUUCUUUAGGAGGUCCUCAUGCUGGCAUCGCCGAAAUCCCCAAAUGCUCUUCUGGUCCCUUUUGCGCUAUAGCAGAAGCUUUGAUGAAGUUAGAGAUCUACAACGACUUCGUUCAAGAUCAUUUUGCUCCUAGUGGUUAUGUCAAGAUCCCUGGUGAAAUUACAAAGUAUUUGGAGCACUCUAAAUAUCUACCAAAGCUUAACAAUGAGAGACCUGAAGAGAGAAACUCUACUAUCAAAGACCGUUUCAUGAGCUUACAUAACUUGGUUCUUGUCAUGUUCCAGAACGACACAACUUUGGUCCCUAAAGAAACUUCUUGGUUUGGAUAUUAUACAGAUGAUAGUUUUGAUUCUCUUUUGUCAACUCAACAGACAAAACUAUACAGGGAAGACUGGAUCGGCCUGAAAGCAUUGGAUGACGUAGGAAAAGUGAAGUUUGUGAAUGUCUCAGGGGACCACCUUAUGAUAGAGUAUAAGGACGUUGUUAAAUACGUUGUGCCUUACUUAAUGCAGACAAGUUUGUAAAUUCUUUAACAUGUGACCAUCACUGUCAUUUUAUACGAUUUUUAAAACAUAUG
Messenger RNA from Eruca vesicaria subsp. sativa (arugula), 1003 nucleotides. The record is from the annotation of a GenBank genome assembly. Lineage: Eukaryota; Viridiplantae; Streptophyta; Magnoliopsida; Brassicales; Brassicaceae.